ACACGUCAGGUGCGUGUUAAGCCCCGCCCACCGCACCGCCACCUGGCUGGUCCACUCAGGUGAGGUCGGCACAACAAAGCAGAGCUCGUUAACUCAGCGAAGGAGCAAAUUAUCCCGCAUGAGGACGACAGGGGCCAUUGGAAGGGCUUCGUAAUGGAAAGGAGGCAUUUAAAGUCGAGGCGGUCAGAGUUUCUCUACCAGCAGCCCGCCAGCCUGGCUUCUCCGACCGAACCGACACCGAAAUCCUUCAUGACCGGAAUCUUGUCUGACGAGAAGAACCUUCUGGUGGCUCCGAACCGGGCUCAGCUUUCACUGCGAAAGAACGGGGUCUCCAACGGGGGAGCCAGCUUACAAAAUUCAUCCAGGAGCUCGGAUGGAGUUGCUUUUUUCACAAAGGUAAACGGAUCUGAUUUGGGCGGUCUCUCCUCAAAAGGUAUCCAAGCUCGGAAAACGUCCGAAAGGGUGGCCAUGUCCCCGUGUCCCGGUGCGGACCGGUUCGGUUCCGGUACACGUUUCCAGAGGCCGGCCUCAGGCUGUGAUCGCAGACAUUUACGGACUGUAGGUGCGCUGGCAGAUUGGCCUGACGGCUUGAAUCCACAGUACCAGUGCGCCGUCUCCGAGACGUCCCGCAGCACACCCACCCGAGCGUCCGCGCAUCAACCUGGGAAGUCCAGAAGCAACUCGCUCACUCAUCAGUCAGUGAGAACAAAGAAUCUGUCUGCAUCCAUGGCGGGACAGUACAGCUUUAGAAAUGGCCAGAAUCAGAAACACGGUUUUGUAAAACAUGACAGACAAACGGUACAGCGAAGGACAUCUGGGCGGCUCGGAACCACCCACAUAGACGGAGGUUUUGUCCAACUGGCUCCGAUAUCCCAGAGACGGGAAUCGGGCAACGCAGAGAGGUUCACCAACAGGCAGGCUCCAUCCCAUAAAAUAGGAGGAACAAUUUGUGACCUCUCGCCUAGGCAGUCAGCUCCAAAGCCUCCAGAGAUGACAAUUAAAAGGGCCGUAAAUCUUCUGGACAAGAUGAACGAGGAAGAGCUGAUCUGUGCUGCCGCAUACAUUCAGAACCAAUGUUGGAGAAAAGACGAAGCCAGAGUGGAGGUUCAGACGGAGAAUGGGGCUAGAAAGCUUGUACUGCUGCUCAAAAUCGACAACGAAGAGGUGCAGCGGGCCGCAGCAGGGGCCUUGCGUAAUGUCGUCUACAAGAACGGAGACAACAAGAAGGACGUGACGGACGAAGAUGGCCUUACCGUCAUCCUGAAGUUACUGAACGAGACGCAUGAUAAGGAGACCGUAUGCCAGCUUGCAGGUCUCUUGUGGAAUCUGUCUUCAGAUGAUACGAUCAAGAAGCGUUUUGAUGAAAAUUUCCCUCGUCUCCUCACCAAGGUGAUUUUGGUGCCAUUCUCUCACAUAAAUGGAGAGGCAGAAUCCAAACGUGAUUUGAUCGCCGAUCCCAACGCUUUCCUCUGCGCUACAGCCUGCCUACGGAAUCUGAGCUCUGACUGCAACCACAGGAGGAAUAUGAGGCGCUGUGAAAAUCUCAUUGACUCGCUGGUUUUUUAUACUACAGAGACUGCAACCCAACGCACACCUGAUGACGAGUGCACAAAAAACUGUGUCUGCAUCCUUCAAAACUUGACCUAUGAAGCUGAGGAAGACUGCAUCCCUCAGACCACCAAAAAUAAGGAAGAGACUCAACAAAAUGCGACUCCCAAAGAGACGACUUGCAGCUGUUUUCCUUAUCGCCGUGCCGACCUCGGAAAGGACCCAACGGACUCGGAGGAAGCAGAGAAAGGACGCCUCCUGCAGAGUAACGACGACCCGCAUGGAGCUCAGUGGCUGUGGAGCGGUCAGCUUGUCCGGGCGUAUCUGUCGCUGUUGGCCUGCAACAAAGACAAAAUGACGCUGGAGGCUGCCAUGGGGGCGCUGCAGAACCUCACGGUGGGAAAGGGAGAGAUCUCUGAGUACGUCGCCAGAAUUAUCAAGGAGCAAAACGGACCUGGGAAAAUUAAGACGCUCUUAAAAAACGACGUUAUGCUGAAGAAACCAGCCUUGCUGCUGAUCAGGAACCUCUCCCGCUUUCCAGACCUUCACGGCUCCAUCUUUGAUAAUUUGUUGUCGGCCAAAGACACAAAAACCUUUAUACAUUAUUUGGACAUCAGUGCAGAAGAAUCUGCUGAGCUGAUGCCGAUUCUGUGUGGGAUCCUCGUAAACUUGAGCAAGAACAGCGUGGAGACGGCCUCGUAUCUCAGCCGUCAUACGGACGUGAAUGAUAUGUUGCAGAAGAAAUACACAGGUAAAGCUGAACAGGCGGUGGAGGAGCUGAGGGACGCGUUGCCCCGUUGGAGUCUUCACAAACAUCUAGAAGAAGAUAAAACCAAAAUGCCCCAAAAUUCUCCUCAGCAAAUGCUACAAAAGGCUCUGAAGUCCUGCAACGGAGCUCAACAUCAGGAAAUCUGAUUCCAUAGUCAGCAAUAAAAUAUACAAAACACCAUUUUUUUUCCAUUAGGAGUUAUUUUUUUUAUUACAGUGCACAAAGAAAUAUGGGAUGAAAUGUUCAAAUUAUUUAUGCCUUUUUAAGUAGGAGACAGAGAUGAUAUCAAAGCACUUUUUAGGCAACCACAAUGAAGUAAAUAUUCCUAGCCACUGUCCAGUCCCUUAUGGAUUGAAGAAAUUUAGCAAACUUGAAUUCUUUGUGGCAAAGAUAAUGCCAGGCUUUUUUAAAAAAAGUAUGUUUUUUUAUAAAUGUAUAAAGGCAGCUCAACACCUGAUGAUAUUAAUUACUAAGCACUUUCUGUGACAAUGCUGCGAAGAAUAGCAGUAAAACAAAUUAAAUCAACAAAUGAUCUACAAUAGAAAAAAUUCUGUAGAUGGGAAGAAAUGUAAUUAUCGAAUACAUGAAGUGUAAAGUUUUCAAAAAUGUACUUUUAAUUGUAGCAAGAAAUCUUUUUUUUGUGUAAAUAAACAUUUAUUUCACAAAAUACA
Molecule: messenger RNA, 2988 nt
Organism: Xiphophorus couchianus (Monterrey platyfish)
Lineage: Eukaryota; Metazoa; Chordata; Actinopteri; Cyprinodontiformes; Poeciliidae
Product: plakophilin-2-like
Exons: 13
Coding region: 154-2463 (769 amino acids)
Biological process (GO): heart development; cell-cell adhesion; intermediate filament bundle assembly
Cellular component (GO): intercalated disc; plasma membrane; cytoplasm
Molecular function (GO): protein binding
Source: RefSeq, a predicted model, not a curated record